AAAAAAAUAGUGCUGUGUGUUUUCAACAGUGCUGUAACUAGGAGGCUGAGACUAGGAAAAAAUGUGGAUCUCCAUUUAACCUAUGUAUAGGCGUGUAUGUUCAACCCCGACUCUAGCUUUAACUCUAGCUGUCAUGAUGUUGCGGGAAACGCUUUGUGUGUUCGUCUUGGUGGCUACGGUCCGCUGCUUGCCGACUGAAAUUGAGGCCAAAGCCAAAUGCGGAUCCUCGUUCAAGCUGACGCUGGAAAAUGAUUAUCGCGUGAUCAGUAAAGCUGUCGAGGAGACAAACGACACGUGCACGAUCAAGUUCACUUCGGACACCGAGGGGGACUGUAAGGGCACGUGCUACAUAUUCAACCAUUACGCGGAAAUAUCGGACGACAAAGUGACAUUGAAUGUGGGCAAAACGACCUAUCAGAAAGGAAGCGAUUUUCCGAACGAGCCCAAGUGCACUGAUGACGUCAGUGUCGACGUAGCGUUGAUCCACGCAGCGGGAUUCAUGUAUAACAAGACGUACCCCAACUACAAGUUCAAGUUGAACGUCUACAACAAGUGCGGACCAAAGGGCGAGGUUGUUAGCCUGAACUUUGACCAGGCAAUCAGGGAAGUUGAUGGUUACCACCACGGCGAAGAAAGAGAGUCACGUGAGAAGAACCAGUAUAUAGCAGGAAUUCUGAUCGGAGUGGGACUCGCUAUGUGCUUCUUGAUUCUGCUGGGACUCGCCCACUGCUAUACCAGCAAGGGCGCCAAUCGCCACUCCAGUCGCAGCGCUCUGCCCAAACACGGCGCUAAGCAGUUUACCCCUGGACAACAACCCGUACAAGUAGAGAUGGGUGUCCGUUACAAGGCAACAGAUCCUGACAGAGUGGCAGCAAAACCUCUGAUGACGGGCCAGGGCGGAUACGCAGCCAAGAAAGGAAAUGAGACAGACGAAACGAUGAAAACCGAGAAUGUCAACUGAAAGCUCAUUUACUCAAGAAACAAAGAAAGACAACAUAAAAAAGUUUGAAGACAAUGCUGACACCGACAUGGGAAACAAUAACAACCCUGAUGCAGAGCCACAUAGAGUUAGGAUAUUAUUGUCUAAGAUAGUAUUGUCUGUUCAAGCAAUUAUUUGGCAUAUCAUACACAAGAUUACGUAUAUAAUUGCAUAAUAUGUUUAAAAAAAUGUGUUAUUUGUCAUACAUGCAAUGUCAUUAUGAUGGGCCAAGGUAGGUUUGAUCGCUCUUGAUAUUUUGGAGCUGAGGCAUUUCUUAU
This is a messenger RNA of Dreissena polymorpha, 1257 nucleotides long. RefSeq lists its product as uncharacterized. The transcript has 8 exons. Lineage: Eukaryota; Metazoa; Mollusca; Bivalvia; Myida; Dreissenidae. The record is from RefSeq and is a predicted model, not a curated record. Bases 83 to 961 code for a protein of 292 amino acids.